AUGGCAAGCACGGAUGAAACAACGGAGUUAUCAUGUCCUGAUAACGACAUGAUGAACCCCGCCUUGACAAUGACAACGCAGGUCUCUGCCAUUUUGGUUUUGUCCCAUGUUUUUCAGAUUUUCCUCAAGCCUUUGGGCCAACCUGCCCCUCUUGCUCAGAUCCUCGCAGGGUUCGUGCUAGGUCCGUCGGGCUUAUCCAGAUCACCAUCAAUUCACUUCUUCUUCUUUCAGAAUUUCGCUAUAGAUUUCUACGAAAGUAUGGCAUUAUACUGCAGAAUUAGUAUCAUGUUUCUUAUGGGUCUUGAGAUGGACAUUCCAUAUCUAAUGCGAAACAUACGUCCUGCAAGUAUAAUCGCGUGUGGUGGUUGCCUAAUGUGCACAAUAUUUGCAGCCGCAAUUUCUUUCUUCGUGUAUGAAGAAACAGGAUCUCGUGGAUCACGUUUCACAGUGGCUUUAGUAAUCACAGUGAUUUUAGCCAACACUGCAUCACCAAUCGUGUUUCGGUUGGCUGCUGAUUUGAAGUUUGCAACAUCUGAUAUAGGAAGAUUAGCUGUAUCUGCUUCAUUGAUUGGAGACAUGUAUGCUGUAUUUAUAUUGGUCAUAAUCUCGGGUGAGAAAAAUAAACGAACGGUCAAUGGUUGGGCACUUAUGGCAUUUUUUUCGCUUUUACUACUCGUGGUUAUUAUUUAUUUCACAACACAUUUAGUUAACUGGCUAAAUAAAAGAAACAGAAAUGAAAAAAAUCUUCAAGCUGUAGAAGUAAUGUUACUCUGUUCUGUCAUUCUUGUUGCUGCCAUGACUUUAGAAACUAUGGGAUUUAGCAGCAUUAUAGCUUGUUUCUUGAUGGGGUCCACAUUCCCUCGGGGAGGGAAAUCAGCAAGAACCUUGUUAGCUAUUCUCACAUAUACGGUUCACAACUUCAUCUUCCCUAUCUACUUUGGUUACACCGGGUUCAAAGCAGAUACGAGUUACUUAAACGAGUUGAAAAGGGUUAUUAUUGUUCUUAUGGUAAUUGUGUUGAGUAUUGGUGGCAAGAUUUUCGGGACACUUGCUGCUUGUCGUUAUUUGAAAACACCGUUAAACGAAGGGGUUCUUCUUGCUGUUUUAAUGAACAUGAAGGGGCACGUCGAUAUUUUGACCUUGACAACAGCUAUGCAGAACAAAGUGUUGAACAGCUCAAUAUUCUACAACUUAAUGGUUUCAGCUGUAGUGAUUAGUUCCCUAAUCUCGGCUGCACUAAUUGGUUUCUUGGUAAGGAGAGAAAGCUACACAAUCGGUCUGAAACACAUACCGAUGGAGUUUCACAGACCUGAGAAGGAACUAAAACUGCUCGCGUGUGUUCACAGUCGACAUCCUGUCAAUUCUAUGGUAAGGCUCAUUGUGUCACUAAGAGGGUCCGAUAACAUUCCUAUUUGUCCAUACUUAAUGCAUUUGAUUGAGCUUCCUGAGAAAACAAAGAAAAGUUCUGCAUUUUAUGAACAAGAAGAUGAUGAAAACAGUGAUGAUGAAGAUGAUAGUAGUAAUGAUGUGGUGGAAAUAAAUGAGGCUGUUGAUAUGUUCACUGAAGAAACACAAAUGAUGAUUCAUCAAGUUCAAACAGUAGCACCGUUUACGAGCAUGUGUCAAGAUGUUUGUGACUUUGCUGAUGACAUUCGGGCUUCAUUUAUAGUUCUUCCUUUUCAUAAGCAUCAAAGGAUAGAUGGGAAAUUCGAGAAUGAUAAAGACGGUAUAAGGACUACUAAUCAAAAAGUGUUGAGAAAUUCUCAAUGCUCGGUGGCUAUUCUUGUGGACCGUGGACAUACUACUACAGGUACACAAGCUGCAGGUUCUGAAUCUUUGCAGCAAAUUGCAACUUUGUUUUUUGGUGGGCCAGAUGACCGUGAGGCAUUGGGGUUUAGUAAACGUCUUAGUACACAUCAUCAUUCUAGCGUUACUGUAAUUAGGUUUCUCCCAACGUCAGCAAAAGAUCCUAACUCAGGGAUUAAUGUUUCCCAAAAGGAGGAUGAUGUUUUAGUUGCUAUAGAUAACGAAACAGAGAUCGACGAGGCUGACAGUUCAGCCUUGGCAAAUUUCUAUCACAGGUACGUUACGUCAGGGAAAGUGAGAUUUGUUGAAAAGUAUGUGGACAACGGGGCGCAAACAGGAAUGAUAUUGAGAGACAUGGCAGAGACCUACUCAAUGUUUAUAGUAGGGAAAGGUGGUAGGGGAGACUCCAUUUUAACUACUGGAAUUAGUGACUGGGAAGAGUGCCCCGAGCUUGGCGUAGUAGGUGAUUUCUUGGCUUCUAGUGAAUUUGAUAUUAGUGGUUCAGUUUUAGUUGUUCAACAACAUAGAUGA
This is a messenger RNA of Erigeron canadensis, 2337 nucleotides long. RefSeq names its product cation/H(+) antiporter 1-like. Gene Ontology annotation, cellular component: membrane; endomembrane system. Gene Ontology annotation, biological process: regulation of pH; proton transmembrane transport. The record is from RefSeq and is a predicted model, not a curated record. The transcript has 4 exons. Lineage: Eukaryota; Viridiplantae; Streptophyta; Magnoliopsida; Asterales; Asteraceae. The coding region runs from base 1 to 2337 and encodes 778 amino acids. Gene Ontology annotation, molecular function: antiporter activity.